CCCCAGCCCCUCCCCUAUCCGAACACCCGCCUCACAUAUAGCACCAGAAAUACAAACCAAACAAACUAACCAACUCCUAGUCGACCAAUAGGCAACAGCUAUUCUAAUGGCCCCCACCACCAUCCCCUCAUUCCGCUCCACCCACGGCCAGGCCUGAGGAUCCCCUCCCCGUCCUCAUGGCUGCGCCCCGCUGGAGCGCCGCCGCCUCCUCCUCCUCCUCCUCCAACUACGACCAGCCCAUUACCUCUCGCCCCUCCUCCUCCGCCGCCGUCACCCUCGUCGAGCCCCCGCGUCGCCGCCGCCCCCGCCGCGUCCUCCGACUCAUCCGCUCCCUCUGCCGCACCCUCCCCGUCUUCACCCCGCGCUGCCACCUCCCCCAAGCCCCUUGCAAGCUGCUCCCCGCGCCCUCCUCCCUCUCCUCCUUCUCCUCCAUGUCCCACCUCCCCUCCGGCCCCUCCGCCGCCGCCUCCCUCGCCGCCGCCUCCCUCGUGACGGGCACCCUCUUCGGCCCCCGGCGAGGCCGCGUCUCCCUCUCCGUCCAGGAGAACUCCCGGUGCCUUCCCUCCUUGGUGGUGGAGCUCGCCCUCCAGACCCACGCCUUCCUCCGCGAGAUGAACUCCGGCACGCUCCGCAUCGCCCUCGAGUGCGAGAAGCGGCCUCCCGACAUGUCCCAGUCGCAUCGCUCGAGACUGCUCCUGCUCGACGAGCCGCUCUGGACUGUGUUCUGCAACGGGAAGAAGCGCGGGUACGGCAUGCGGCGGGAGGCGACCGACGAGGACCUGGCUGUGAUGGAGACGCUGCGAGCGGUGUCGAUGGGAGCCGGGGUUCUGCCGGGGAGGUCCGACGUGGAGGGACCCGACGGGGAGGUAGCCUACAUGCGCUCGGGCUUCGAGCAUGUCAUCGGGAGCCGCGACUCCGAGAAGCUGUACAUGGUCACCCCCGACGGCGGCAACGGCCCUGAGAUCACCAUCUUUUUUGUCAGGAUUUGAUGAUGGAUGAUCGAUCGAUAUAUUCAUGCAAGAAAGCAAACAUUUUGCGAUGGAGAGUUUUCCGGGUCUGAGUUGUUGGUUGGCGGCGGAGGGAGGGCGGUUAGUUUCUUGUUGACGUGGGUUGGUUUACGACGCGGCGUAACGAAAGUUCAAGUACAUAAAUUUCAAUGAGACUUUUUUUACGUGAUCGAUGCUUUCACUUUUGUUUUCGGUAUACGUUGAAACUUAUUGUAACGUUUUUUGAGCAUGGCAUCCACUUUAAUCCACGGCUGCCAGUUUUCAGUCUUUUUGCUUA
Molecule: messenger RNA, 1284 nt
Organism: Phoenix dactylifera (date palm)
Lineage: Eukaryota; Viridiplantae; Streptophyta; Magnoliopsida; Arecales; Arecaceae
Product: MIZU-KUSSEI-like protein (Protein of unknown function, DUF617)
Biological process (GO): hydrotropism
Source: RefSeq, a predicted model, not a curated record